Messenger RNA from Somion occarium, 2931 nucleotides. The record is from the annotation of a GenBank genome assembly. Lineage: Eukaryota; Fungi; Basidiomycota; Agaricomycetes; Polyporales; Cerrenaceae.
GGCGCUCGUUCAGCAGUCUUCACUGUGACCAUCAUUUGAGCAACUAUUUGGUGCUUGACCUUUGCUCGUCGUUUUAUUCAAAGGUCCUUCUUGUCGGAACCAUGAGUUAUCACCGAAGACGGCACAACAACAGAGGUUAUGACGAUGACUUUCGACGAGAAGUCUAUGAGACUCCAGAGCAGAAGCUCAAAAGCACCAUUUUCAAGUUGGGAGAAGUGGACCCAAUUCUGGAGGUACCUCGCAUAACCAAACAGCUUCUUGAAGAGCCUGCUCUGAAUGCACCUGUCAUUUCUGAAGGUUUUCGCAUAGCAGUUACGGAGCAACCAUUCAAAAUCCCUUAUUACGCGGCACUACUCCGAGAGCUUUAUGACCCGGUUGAAGAUGUGGAUGAAUCUUCCACAGCAUCGCCGACACUUGGCAGGCAGAUAUUGGACGACUUUUGGAAGGGUUUUCAGGCGUCUUUGGAUAAGCUGGCAUGGAGGGAUAUGAGGCUCUCCAUACAUCUGUUCGCUCACCUGACUAUGGCGCAAGUAAUUACCACACAAUCUAUGUUUGAGCUGCUACGUUCAUUUGCUGCAGUUCUCGACGAGUUUGGUGUGUCGCAUGGUCGAGCAAAAAAGGCUGCACUUUGCGCCUCCGAGGGUCUUAUGAUUGCUGGUCCAGUUAUUAAGGAGAACCCGAGCACAAACGUAAUUGAUAUUAUCAGCGCCAUUCAGGCGUAUAUCGAAUCUUCAGCAGACUCGAAGAGACUUGUUCAACCCACGGUCGCAUUAUUCUCGGACUCAGUGACCGUAGAAGCUGCCGACGAGAUUCUGGAUUCCGCCCUAGCAACUUUGCAAAUUCUCAACUCUUCUGACUUCUCUCAGACCGCCGAGAGCUACCCGCAACCCUAUCUUGUUGCACCAAAGCCGAGCAGCGCUCCUUUUGAGCUGCCUUCUAUUCUUGUUCCGCCUGAAGUCAUUGAAUUAGACAGUCUACACACCGAUUCUGGCGAAGAUGCGCUCGUGAAGAAGGAAGAAUGGGCUGAGUUCUACAUUCGCAUCUUUGAUAACGAUGUCACUCCUGACCCAACGACACCCGCUGGUUACGCCGUUCGCUCUGGUCUACUUGAUCUGAUCGAUAUUUACGAAGUCAAUCGUAAGGAGUGCGCACGCCUACUUCUUGAGUUCCCUAAGUGGACUUUGCCGGGGACGUUCAAGCCCAAACCAGGUGCUCCGCCACAAGAUGGUGUCUCAGGUAAAGACUGGCAACUGGAAAGCACUCUCAUCGAGACUAUUCUAGGCUCUCUUUUCCUCUUACCUGAAUCUAACUAUAAGUCCAUCUACUACGUCGCGCUCGUCACCGAAUUGUGCAAACUAUCACCCAGCACUAUCGGGCCUGCAGUCGGAAAGUCAAUCCGGAAGAUGUACGGAUUGCUAUCAGACGGACUUGAUGUUGAAGUUGCCCUCAGGUUUGUUGAUUGGUUUGCAGUUCAUAUGAGUAACUUCAAUUUCCAAUGGGUUUGGAAAGAAUGGGUGCCAGACUUGGACCUUUCGAUCCAGCAUCCCAAACGGACAUUCAUGCGCCGGGCAAUUGACUUGGAAAUCCGUCUGUCAUACUAUGACAGGAUUCUCAAGACACUGCCUGAACCUAUGCAAAACCCGGAUAUGAAGCUUUUGCCAGUCGAAGCACCAGGACCUGAUUAUGAGUACGAUGACCCGUCGAACCCGAAUCAUGAUGCAGCUCAAACAGUGCUCAAUCUCCUGCGAGGUCGAGCUAAAGCAGAAGACGUCAUGUCUCACUUGCAAGGAUUGAAAAAUACGUUAGAGACGGCCGACAGCGACAGCAACGUCGAUUCGAUCAUUCGUUCUAUUGCCGUCCAGUCAUUGUUGCACAUUGGUUCCCGCUCGUUCUCGCAUUUCCUUAACGCCAUCGAACGAUACUUGCCUCUUCUGCGAAAUCUUGCUGCAGGAGGCAUCUCAUCAGGAGGCUCACCCAGCUUCGAAGCUCGCAAAGAUAUCCUCGAUGCGGUCAUUGCAUUCUGGAAGCAUAGCAAACAUAUGGUCGUGAUCGUAUACGACAAGUUGAUGCAGUAUCAAAUCGUCGACCCAACGGAUGUAGUCGCCUGGACGUUCCUGCAUGGACGGCAAUUCGUCGCAACCGAGGAUUCGUCCAGCUUUGACGCCUUCCAGUGGUCAUUGCUCAAAGGUGCGCUGGACAAGGCGAACGGUCGAGUUGUGAUUGCUCGACGACGUGUUGCUGCUUUACGGAAAGAGGAAGAUGAUAGAGCUGCAAGAGAGAAGGCCAGCGACCAAGCUACUAUGGAAGUCGACGCCGAAGCGAAGCCGGACGAGCCAGUAGUCGAGUCUGCAGCUUUGACUACGGCAUUGAAGGCGUUUGCUACGCUCACGCGCGAACAGAGGAAUGCAUUGUCGCGAGCUUUAAAUGGCUUCGUUGAUUGUCUGGUCUCGCAGUCUAACCCGAACGUCCGAGCUGGAGAGGUUAUCCAAGAGAAAGCGUGGCACAACCGCGUGAACUGGAAUGAGAAAGAAUGGUUGGCUUGGGAGACAUGGGGAUGGUAUAGGCAUUUCUGUCGUACGUUCUCGCCUUACCUUCGCAACUAUGCAAAAACUCUUGGCGCAGUCUCUUUCGCCAGGGUUGGGCCUGCUGGAGAUCCCGCCGUGGAACUCUUCAGGAACAUUUGGAACAACGCCACUGGCCAAGAAGCGUAGUUUCCGUAGUGUCGCUCGUUGUUUGCGACCACUUCGUGUAUUUAAUUCGUUGUACCUUAUUGUUCAAUGUUAUUAUCUUGCUCCAAGGCAGUGUUGCAGCAUCUCCCAACGUGAACAUGGUAUUUACGGUAUACAAAACAGGUCCGGGUCUUAUUACAUUACUAUCACAAGCCAAUACAAAAGAGUAUUAGAACAAGAACAAAGGUCGUGGAUAUUGUGA